ACACGACACAGGGCUCACAGGCGACAGCAGCAUUGUGUAUGUUUGUGUGUGAGUGGGGGGAUCACCAGACACCAUGACCAUCAGGAACACCCUGCGGGAUCAUGGGCAGAGGUACCGACCUCGGAUGGCUUGUCUCAAGAAGGCGGAGAAGGUGCUGCUGGAGAUGCAGGACCCCAAAACAGGAGUGAAGUCACAGCCUCAGAGACUGGUUAUCACAACAAUACCACACGCUAUCACAGGUGAAGACAUCAUCGCGUGGUUAGUGGACAGAUUUAAAAUAGACACACAAGAGGCAAGGAGUCUGGGCUCUAUGCUGGUGGCGUUAGGAUACGUCUACCCUCUACAAGACCACAAACGCUUACUGCUCAAACCAGAUGCGUCUCUCUACCGCUUCCAGACACCGUACUUCUGGCCCACACAGCAGUGGCCUGUUGAGGAUACAGAUUACGCAAUCUACCUGGCGAAAAGAAACAUCCGUAAGAAAGGUGUCCUGGAGCUGCACGAGCAGGAGCAGUAUAACCGUCUUCACAAGUGGAUGAAUCAUAAAUGGGACUUCAUAGUGAUGCAAGCUAAAGAGCAGUACAGGGCUGCGAAGGAGAGGAAGAAACCGGACCGUGUGGUGUUUGACUGCCAGGAGAGAGCGUACUGGGUGGUUCACAGACCUCCGCCGGGGACAGUGAGCGCUAUGGACUAUGGACUGGAUCGACUAACAGAUCCCAACGCAGACGAGGCCAAAACACCCGACUUCUACGACAGAAUCAUGAUCUUCACGCAGCAGUCCAUCAUGAGGCCCCGAGUGAAGUCAUCUGUGUCCAUUGGCGCAUUGGUGAAGUACUGCUCCACCUAUCACAGUCACGACCCUUUCCUCUCCAAGUGUCUUCCCAGCAACCCCUGGCUCACUGAUGAUGUCACGUACUGGACCUUGAACAUGCCCAGUGUGGAAAUACCAACGAAGAUGCGUGUGGAGAGGUGGACGUUUAGCUUCUCAGAGCUGCUCUCUGACCCUCGAGGACGAGACGAUUUCAGACUCUUCCUGAAGAAAGAAUUCAGCGGUGAGAACCUGGCGUUCUGGGAGGGUUGUGAAGAUCUGAAGUGGGGCGAAGCUGCGACUAUGAGAGAGAAAGCAGAGCAUAUAUACAAGACCUUCCUGGCACGUGGUGCACCGCGGUGGAUCAACAUCGACGGAAAGACGAUGGAAAUCACAGUGAAAGGCCUGAAACACCCACACAGAUACGUCCUGGACGCUGCCCAAACUCACAUCUACAUGCUCAUGAAGAAGGACUCGUACGGCCGGUACCAGAAAUCUCCCGUGUUUAAGGAGACGAUGAAGAAGGCCAUCUGUCCUGAGGAGCACAAUUUCACUGAUGCCCAGUUGGAGCAGAAUGCAAAGAAGAGACGGCCCAGUCUCAGUCCCAUCAUCCUCCGGCAGAUGGAGCAGGAGCAGAAGGCCAAGAUGGCCGCCAACGUUGACAUCACACAGCUGUGCCGCUUCACCACCCCUGUCCCCCACCUCGCCGUCUACUCUGGCAUCUCUGACUUCCCCACUGCCAAUGCCUCGCCCUCUCUCCCCUUCCCGGUCCACACUCCGGCCUGCCCGUCCCCCAUCAGCGUGGCCUUGGACAGCACCUCGGUGUCUGAACGGCGAGUGGAGGCCAGUGACGGAGAAGGCGAGGGGAACCCUGCUGCUCGGGCCCCCGUAGGUGGGAAUGUGUCCAAAUCUCGCAUGGCUCUGUCGCUGCGUCGUCUGCUGAGGCGCGGCUGUACACCUGCCACCAUGUUCGCCAGCUUGUCGCCCAAAUGCCACUCAGCUGCCGGGACAAGUAGCCGCAUUCAGCCCAUCAGCCCGGAUCAGCCCAGUCAGGCUCCACCAAGACGGAUUGGCAAUUUCUUCCAGAUUAAAGUGGAUAUCCCUCCAGAGUGCCGUAUCUACCCCAUAGAGUCUGAGGAUGAGGAGGAGGAUAGCAGGGCUGCCUCUCGGGGAGGAGUGGGAGCCAAAGAGAUCAUCUGCCCCUGGGAGAGCCUCACUCCACACAACGGGACCGGCUAAUCGGCUGCCUUCACACAGGUAUUAAAAAAAAUGGGGUUUUUAAAUCUGCGUCUGUCUGAGCAGGCAGAUUUUCCCAUGUUCUGGCAGAGAUAAAAGAUCCCAUACGGAGCAUAAAGGGGUAAAAUCUCUGUGUAAGUGUGGCCACAUUCUCACCACCAGGCCGCAAACCACGACAUAAAUACCAAACACGACACAAACAGUCACUCUGGGACACUCUGGAGACUCUGUUUACACUGAGCAUCAACCUACUGUGUCCAAGUUUAAACUCCUUAAAGGAAAACUACUGUAUGUCAAGAGUGUCAAACACACGCUGCCUGUGGGCCUGAAAGGACCCAGUUUCAUGUCUAAUCCUCUUCUCCACUGUCCACACUCAGUGUUUUAUAAAACAGUCAGUUUCUCCAAAAUAUGGCUGAAUACAUAGUUUAUUCCUGCUGUUUAUCACUGAGUCCCAGUUCCUCCAGUGCAGCUCAUCCCUUUUAAGAAAUAUUUGACCAGCCACCAAAAAAAGGCUGUAAAAGUUUUUUGUAUUUUAUUCUUUUUUUGUUUAACUGUUCAGUGAUAAUUUCUUUAAAGGGAGACUUUGAUAUUUUUCAGCCUGGACCAUAUUUUCCCAUAUUUUUGUGUUUAACGCCACCCUUCCAGGACAGCGCCCAGAGAUUUAAAGAAGGCCGGGUUCGUGCGUACAUACAAACAACAGUCAGAGACCUCCUCUUAGCGACCCGCAGUCGCAACCCUCUUGUUUUCCGCAGAGAACUCCAACACAAGCCACGAGUUUGGUUCCAGACCCAGUGCUGCAUGUGGAGGUGAGCCCAGCUACAUCUAGUUGGUACCACUCCACCUCCCGCACCAGCUCCCAUUCCUUCCCCACCAGAGUGGUGACAUUCCAUGUCCCUGGAGCCAGUCUGCGCCGCCGGGGAUCAGCACGCCUCGGCGCCAUCAGAAACUGGGGAGGUAUUAAGAGGAAUAUUGGAUUUCUCUGUAACGCUAACUUUUUAGCACAUUAACUAACAUUAGCUUCGAUAGCAAAACAAAAUGGAGAAAUCAGUUAAUCACGCAUUCACUCCACUUGGCGCUCUGCUGCUCCGUCUCCACAGACAGAGUGCUGAAAGUGUGCUCUGCCAGUCCAAGAGUGCGGUGCUCUGGAUAAACGAACGGUACAUUCAGACAGCGCUCCGAAUCUACGGUCCAGUUCGUGCCAGAGUCACUCCGACACUCAGAAUGAGUAUUUCUGAAUCCACCACUUGUAUCAUCUUCCUCCGUUGUCUAAAACAAGACAACAGAACUUGCUAACUAGCGCUAGCUAAUGUCUGUGGAGACGUUUUGCCUCCAGCUAAGCCCCGCCCAUCAAAAAACAUCAUACUGUUUACUAACAGUAAAAGGGUCUAUAAAGCUCUGAAACCUUGACCUGUAUUACAGCAAUGUCUGCCCACAAUCAAACUAUAGCUGAGAUAUGGAGGUUUUUAUCCGGUGUUCAUCCAUUCUACUUUAACGACUCCCCGG
Molecule: messenger RNA, 3547 nt
Organism: Epinephelus lanceolatus (giant grouper)
Lineage: Eukaryota; Metazoa; Chordata; Actinopteri; Perciformes; Serranidae
Gene: rgs9b
Product: regulator of G protein signaling 9b
Biological process (GO): intracellular signal transduction; G protein-coupled receptor signaling pathway; positive regulation of GTPase activity
Cellular component (GO): plasma membrane; neuron projection; cytoplasm
Molecular function (GO): GTPase activator activity
Source: RefSeq, a predicted model, not a curated record